AUGGAUCCCAAUCUUCCCGAGGAGUAUGAGACGAGACGAAAGGGUUCAGAGGACUCGGGCGAUGAAGCAGCUCUUAUCAAGGACGAUGAUGAAGAUGAAGAGGAAAACUCUCCUUACCCAGAAGUCAGAGCCGCAGUCCGAAACUACGACGAGGACCUCCCGUGCAACACAGUCAGGGCCUGGACCAUCGGCAUGCUCCUCGUCGUCCUGGGCGCCUCGAUGAACACCCUCUUCUCCCUCCGCCAGCCCUCUAUCGGCGUCGGACCGCUCAUCGCCCAGAUCAUCGCCUGGCCGAUGGGCCACGGGUGGGCGAGGUUCGUCCCGGAUAGGGAGUUUACCACGUUUGGUGUUAGGUGGACGCUCAACCCGGGGCCGUUCAACAUCAAGGAGCAUGCCAUUAUUGUCGUCAUGGCUAGUGUUUCCUUUUCGGUUGCCUAUGCUACGGAUAUUAUCCUGGCCCAGCUUGUCUUUUAUAAGCAGAAUUUUGGCAUUACGUUUCAGCUCCUGUUGACUAUUUCGACGCAAUCGGUGGGAUAUGGGAUUGCAGGCAUGCUACGCAAGUUCUUGGUGUACCCUGCCUCUAUGAUAUGGCCCGAGAACCUCGUAGGCGUCACCCUCAUGAACGCCAUGUACGAGAGAAACGAUGCGCCAGAUCCCACCAUCAUCGGAGGCACCAUGCACCGUUACAAGUGGUUCACCAUCGUCACAGGCUGUGCCUUUGCCUACUACUUCAUCCCGGGCUUCCUAGCCCAGUUUCUGAGCAUCUUUGCUGUUGCCACCUGGCUGGCGCCUCAGAAUCCCGUCGUGAAUCAGUUGUUUGGAGGUCAGACGGGUCUGUCACUUCUUCCUAUCACGUUUGACUGGACGCAGGUUGCGGGCUACGUGGGCUCACCACUCAUUCCGCCUUGGCAUGCUAUCGCCAACACCCUCAUCGGAGUUGGCACAUUCUUCAUCGUGCUCUCGUCGUUUCUUCACUACGGCGGAGCGUGGUAUGCUGAAUACCUUCCAAUGAGUGACUCGAGCACAUACGACAACACAGGAGCUCCGUACAACACGACUCGCAUUCUAACGCCCGAGUUUACUCUAGACGAGGAAGAGUACAAGAGCUACUCGCCCCUAUUCAUCAGCACCACAUUUGCCAUGUCCUACGGUCUAUCCUUUGCCGCUAUAUCAUCCCUCGUCGUGUACACCUACCUGCACAACGGAAAACAGAUCUGGCAGCAGUGGAGGAACAGUACUAAAGAGAAGCCGGAUAUCCAUAUGAAGCUCAUGAACAAGUACAAGGAAGCUCCUACGUGGUGGUACAUGUCUCUCUUUGCUAUGCUUCUCAUUGGGUUCUACACUGUUCUCGGGUUCCCUACAAACCUCAGUUGGUGGGCGUUCCUGUUGGCUAUUGCCAUCUCGUUUGGCUUUGCUCUGCCGAUUGGCAUUAUUCAGGCUGUUACAAACACUCAGAUUGGACUCAACGUCUUGACCGAGUUCAUCUAUGGCUACAUCCAGCCGGGUCGUCCUCUGGCACUGAUGAUGUUUGUAGAUAUCUCUGACCGUCACAGGGCUCAAUCCCUCCGCUUCGUCUCUGACCUCAAGUUCGGUCACUACAUGAAAAUCCCGCCUCGAACAAUGUUUCUAACCCAGGUCGUGGCCACGACCUUUUCAUGCUUCAUCCAGAUCAUAGUCUUGAACUUGGCUCUGAACAAUAUUGAGGACGUCUGUGAGCCACAUCAGGCUGACCACUUUACAUGCCCUGGCGGCCGCGUCUUCUUUGCUGCCUCCAUCAUCUGGGGUCUCCUCGGCCCUGCCCGCAUGUUCUCCCCCGGCCAAGUCUACUCGGGCCUUUUCGCCUUCUUCAUAGUCGGCGCCAUCACGCCCAUCAUCAUCUACCUCGCCGCCAAGCGUUGGCCCAGGUCCCCCGUCCGCUACCUCAUGGCACCCCUCAUAUUCGGCGGAGCCGGGUCCAUCCCCCCGGCCACGCCCCUUAACUACCUCUCCUGGGGCGUCGUGGGCUUCGUCUUCCAGUUCUGGAUCAAGAAAAGGCACUUUCGAUGGUGGACAAGGCUCAACUUCCUCACCUCAUCGGCGCUCGACCUCGGCCUCGCCCUGGCUACGCUCUUCAUCUUCUUCGCUUUUACACUGCACGGCGUCGAGCCGCCUAGCUGGUGGGGGAACAAUGUCGUGUCUACCACCAUGGAUGUCCAGGGCACAGCAAUCCAAGCGCACGUGGCCCAGGGGGAACGCUUUGGCCCUGAGAGCUGGUGA
Molecule: messenger RNA, 2256 nt
Organism: Fusarium vanettenii 77-13-4
Lineage: Eukaryota; Fungi; Ascomycota; Sordariomycetes; Hypocreales; Nectriaceae
Exons: 7
Coding region: 1-2256 (751 amino acids)
Biological process (GO): transmembrane transport
Molecular function (GO): oligopeptide transmembrane transporter activity
Source: RefSeq, a predicted model, not a curated record